Messenger RNA from Ogataea angusta, 900 nucleotides. RefSeq lists its product as uncharacterized. The record is from RefSeq and is a predicted model, not a curated record. NCBI's taxonomy places the organism in Eukaryota, Fungi, Ascomycota, Pichiomycetes, Pichiales, Pichiaceae. The transcript has a single exon. Bases 1 to 900 code for a protein of 299 amino acids.
AUGGAAAAAUUCAGCGAUUGGAGAGAUAAGGGCACGGGGAUCUCUCCGUUUAUGCCCAUACCGCCCGCCAACAGCUCUGUGCUUGUGAAGUACGUGAUGGGUCCAAUUCUGGCGCUUUUGAAGAUCGUUCCAUCGGCAAUCUUGUGCUUGUUGUCGGCUCUCUGCUGGCCAGUUGGAUUUCUCUUCAGGCCGGUUCUGAGGCUGUUGCUGCUGGUUUUGUUUAAUGUCAGCGAGAUCGAGUUUCUGGCUGACGGGGCCAAAAAGUCCAAUACCAAAAUGAUUAACUCGAAACGGCCAGACAAGGGCCAAUUGGUGUUUGUCAACUUUUCUUCUCCUUUGGACUGUCUUGUCCUGUACCUGGUCAGCAAAUCGAACAAAUGCAUUUUCCUCACCGCAGACAGCAGGGGCAAUCUCAGGAAACUCAAUGGCCUCUUAGAAACCUUCAGCUUUGCUCUAGCCCAGCCCCAGCUCACCUCCCCGGCUGCAGACCCAGUGGACCUAUCCAAAUUGAAAAACAGUGUGGUAUUUGUUCUAGCGGAAGGAACAACGACCAACAACAGGAGCGUUCUUGCAUUUCCACCGAUCGAUCUAUCCGCCAUCUACUCCACAUACAAAAACACGUUCGAGUUUAAAGCUAUCAGCAUAAAAAUUCUACCUCCCUCAUUGGUGACCACUCCCAUACCCCAAUCAGCAGCCUCGUAUCUUUAUUCUCAUUUGAGCCAUCUCAAGCUAGAUGCGAGGUUCAAGCUCAAAAGUUUUGACCUUGGGGAUUUGAAGCCAGCCACCGUCAGGGAGAAGUUGUCCAAUUACGGAGCUCUGAAAUUGACUGGCCCGGAUCUUGACAUCGCCAAAAAACUGUCCUUCAUCUCCGCCUAUAAUAAAACCACUAGACGUGUAUAA